Molecule: messenger RNA, 465 nt
Organism: Protopolystoma xenopodis
Lineage: Eukaryota; Metazoa; Platyhelminthes; Monogenea; Polystomatidea; Polystomatidae
Source: the annotation of a GenBank genome assembly
CUUGAGGUUGCUCUGCGUCACAUUUUAUCCUUGGACAGCCAACUGCGGAAGCAGAAGGAGCUAGUACAUCAAAGCGAGAUGAAACGGCAGUGCCAGGAGGAGCAGCGUCGUUGGGAGACUAAGCUCUCGGCCACUCUGAUGCAGUUGAACAGCUGUAAAGUAAGCAUUACAGCCUUGCGUGAGCAACUCGAUCAGCAGGAGUCUGCGCUAACCGAAGCAAGACAGUUCGGUGGCCGGAGCAGACGGCUAGCAGAACAGAGAAAAACUGAGCUGAACAAGAUGAAAAGGACUCUGGACGCUCAGAAAUCAGAGAUCAUACGCUUGAAUGGCCUACUUGAUCGACUUGUCGGGCUUGCACCAGGUAAUUCUUCUUCUCGUGGUUUGCUUUCUAUUAGGUUUUCUUUACUUCUGGUCUGGUAUCCUGAAUUGAUACGUUUUUUUUCAGGUGCCUUUUCAGAUCAUUAG